CAAAGAGCCUUCAUUCUACUGGGGAGAUACAACGUAUACACAAAUUUGGGAGAAGAAAUCUAAGUAUCUGAAAUUAGUGUUGAUACAAAAAUUUAUCUUCAACUCAGAAUGUUGGAAGAGGAUGUGGAAGUGGCCAUCAAGGUGGUGGUUGUUGGGAAUGGAGCUGUUGGGAAAUCAAGUAUGAUUCAACGAUAUUGCAAAGGCAUUUUUACAAAAGACUACAAGAAAACAAUUGGAGUUGAUUUUUUGGAGAGACAAAUCCAGGUUAAUGAUGAAGAUGUCAGGCUAAUGUUAUGGGAUACAGCAGGUCAAGAAGAGUUUGAUGCAAUAACAAAGGCUUACUACCGAGGAGCCCAAGCUUGUGUACUUGUGUUUUCUACUAUAGACAGGGAAUCUUUUGAAGCAAUUUCCAGUUGGAGAGAGAAAGUAGUAGCUGAAGUUGGUGAUAUCCCAACAGUACUUGUACAGAACAAGAUUGACCUCUUGGAUGAUUCUUGUAUAAAGAAUGAAGAAGCUGAGGCAUUGGCAAAAAAAUUAAAGUUAAGAUUCUACAGAGCUUCAGUGAAAGAGGACCUAAAUGUAACUGAAGUUUUUAAAUAUUUAGCAGAAAAAUAUCUUCAGAAACUCAAACAGCAAAUAGUUGAAGACCCAGAAUUAAUGCAUACAAGUAGUAACAAAAUAGGUGUCUUUAACACAGCUGGUGGAAGUCACUCUGGCCAGAAUUCUAGCACACUUAAUGGUGGAGAUGUCAUCAAUCUCAGACCUAACAAACAGAGAACCAAGAAAAACAGAAGCCCUUUUAGCAGCUGCAGUAUACCCUAAAGCCAUUUUGGGGAGCAGAGGGGGGGAAAGGGAGGGAAGAACUGACAGAAAUUGGAUUAGGCUGUGCAAUGAAGGAGUACACUCAGCUGUAAUGGUAUGUUAAUGUGUUUUCUAGUGGACUUUGCACCUACUUGAUUUCUGAUAGAUGGUGAAUUUAAAUAUUGUUGUGGCGAUGUUCUUUAGUGUGUACAGGGAGACCUCUGGUGGCAAAAUUGGAAUCAUUGCUACCCCUGUGCACUCAUUUUAAUUUUUAUACACACACACACACACACACACACACACACACACACACACACACACACACACACAUAUGCAUGCACGCACAUGCACAUACAUACACACACAUACAUAUAAUUAGACGAUGCUUUUCCUGUUUUCAAGGAACAUUUUAAAAAUAUGAAAAACAGGUUUUGCUGAAUUUCAAAGGCUAUUAAAAACAUAAACAAUGCAUAAUAACAUUGGUACAGAUCUUCAUAUUAAGUAUGGACCAAAUGGAGCAGCAUUCUUUUAAUGGAAUCUUGCCCAGACAGCAUUAGUGUGUUGGCAACUUUACUUGUGCAAUAUCUGUAUAAUACAUGAAUGUUAUCAGAGGUAUGCAUGUAGAUAUCUGGUACUAAAGUUAAGCUGAAUGUAAGUAUAGUAUUUCACUUAAGGACACUAAAUUUCUGACCAACAUGCAUAAAACACUACUACUACUGCUACACACACACACUUAACUGUUCAUUUCAAGUGAAAAAUUCCAAGCCUAUACUCUGCAAAAUGAAAUCCCUUCUUCCUGUACUUGGAUUUUAAAAAUUCAUUGUGCCAAAAAAAAAAAAAGACAUAUAUUUUCUUGAGGUGAAAGCUUCAAACUAUCUUACUUUUUAUUGAUUAAGGAUAUCUUUUUAAAAGUUUUCUAGUCAAAAAAGUUGUAUAAAAAGAGGAACAUAUACUUCAGUAAUAAUGAGCUUAUUUCAGGAUAAUAGUAUUGCUUUUGAAAACAUAUGUAAUAGUUAUUUCAUAUAGUCAUCUGUAAUAGUGAGGCACUGGUACCAUCACAGGUUGGCAGAGUGUCUACUAAGAUUCAUGCAUAUCUAUGGUUAUCCAUAAGAUUCUGUGAAGUGAUAUGCCGUGUCUAGCAUAUUUAACUGCUGGCUGAGCUCCAAAUUGAAAACUCUGAAUUUAUGAGCAUAAUUUAAAAAUAAGUCUCAGCUUAAAAAAUUUUAAUUCCACAAAAGAUCUUUUUUUUUUACAAAUUGUUUUUUAAUGGCUAACAUCUCAGAAGCUUCCCUUUAUUUAUGCAAUUUGUAAGAUGUUUUAAGCUUAUCCCUUAAGAAUUUCUAUAAUAAAAUCUCAAAUUUGUAUAGCACCUUUCUUCUGGAAAGCUCCAUUGGCAGAAAAAGCAAAAAUAAUUUCCUUUAAGAGAUAUUUUAAUAUUGUAAACAGUAAGUGCCAGAGUAUAAAAAUUGUGAUUAGAGACUAUUUACAUAGAUAAGGUAUAUCCUAUUAAUAUUUGUCAUUAUAAGUUAAUGAUAGAUAUUAACAGGCUUGUUUACUCUCUCUGUAUAACAUUUUAACAUAGUCGAAUGUUAUAGGCUUUCACAGUGGUACUAGGAAAGAAGGUUUCUUGAAAAAAUAUAUGUGUCCUGAAGUCAUUUUACAUUUACUUGUACUUAGUUUUUUGGUUGUUUUUUUUUUAAAGAGAACUUACUAUCCCAGGUUUUCAUAUGGUAUGUUUGAUAUUUUAAGGCAACAUGGUAUGUUGGAUAGAGGACUAGCCUUGGAGUCUAGAAGGUCUCAAGUCCUGUACCUGCCACAAGUUGACUCUGUGACCCUCAGCAAAUUAUUUAACCUCUCGAUGCCCCAGGCAGUUUUCUAAGAUCAUAAAUUACAGAACAAUGACAGACCUGCUUUGAUAAGAGGGUCUUUGCUGAGUUCCCUAAACUGGAUGUGUCAUACUGUACCUGCAACAUUCCAGGGUGGGCUUCCUCCUCUCCUACCCCACAAUCAGAUCAAAAUGUAAUUGGGAUAUUUAACAAAUAAAAAUACAGUAAAACAUAAACAGUGUUAAUUUGUGGUUUUCUAAAUUAUUAUGUAGCCAGCAGAGAUCCUUUUCUUUUAGAGUUUGACACCUUUUCCCUAAAAUCAAUGAAAUCCUAGACUGACAGUUUGGAAUUUUUCAAAAGCAUCUUAUGCCAAGUGGUUAUUUGCUCUACAAACACUAGAAUAAUCUGGAGUUACACCUAUUAACAUAGUAAUAAAAUACUUAAUUCUUGUUAUGGCAGUUGUCAAUAAUAUAUAGCCCAUUGCUGGCAGUGGGGACAUGCAUUGAAGAAAACUUUAGUCCCCAACAUUAAAAAUUUCAUAUUUGUUACAGUGUUUUGUCUUCCCUUAUAUAAUUUUUUACAUCAGAGUCUUUUUUUUGUGGGAAAUUAUCUGAGUUUAAGAAAAUCAUUCAUCGUAUGCACAUAUACACACACACACAUACACACACGAGAACAUAUUGAAUUUGUUUCAGGUAGCAGCAAUUGAAUAUGUAUGGUUUUUUUUUUAUUCUGCUAUGUAUUAAAUGCACAUGCUGAUGAGGGUUCCAAUUUAUCCAUAGUCUUUUUGCAAUAAGAUUUUAUGUAUUAUUUUUCUUUUUACAAAAGCAGAAGAACAUUCAUUUGUACUACUAUACUUUUCUCUUACUAUAUCUGUCAUUACUUCAAAAUGUAAUCUUGGCUUCGAUUUUGUAGUAGGGUAAAAACUGUUUAAAUCAGAUUGUGAAAACAUUUCCCAAAUUAAUUGAACUUUAAAAUCUUUAACAUAUAUUUUGUUUUCUUUAAGUUUAUUUUAAAACUUCAAAUUAAAGCACAGAUAAUAAAUAAAACAGCCCUUUUCAGGUUCCAGGUUAUUGUACAUUUGUGCUGCUAAACUAAUUUUUAAAUUAAACUUAACUAAUAAUACUUAGCAUGCUGACAUGCUGAGGAAAAAUUGCCAUAUUUGAGAGUUCCUCAGGUACUCAUUUUCCUUGUCAGGAAUAGUCUGUCUACUGGUUAAAUAGCAUAUAGAAUGGUAUGUAUAGGACAAUAUAAUUUAAGUGAAGCCUCAUUCAAACGGGCUACUUUUUUUUUAUCUACUUCAAAUUUAUAGCACACUUGUAUUUUGGAAAAACUAAAAUACAAGCUAACACUAACAAAAAGAGGGUGAGUGAUAUUCCAUAUUUAUGGGAUGAAAAAAUGUGGUUGGCUUUUACAAGCUGGGCAAUUUUAAUGCUCAAAGAGAAAUUUCUCUCAUUAAUGUACUCCAUUGUGCCUCUGAAUUUUAAGAAUCAUGAUCUUUUUAGAUUUCAAAAUAGUAAAUUGGCCUUAGGAGUUAAUUCUCCCACUUAAAAGUGUUGUACUACUUUAAGUGAACAUUUCAGUGUAUAACAGUAAUACCAUUGAUUGUUGGCCUCACAGUUUCUGAACCUCUGAAAUAAUUAUUGUUUACUUGCUGAAAAUGCUGCCAUUGAUAUGACAUUAGGAUAUCCAUUUUCUCCAAAAAUAAAAUUAACUAGCUGGGUAAAAACAUUCAGAAGAAUUGUGAAACACUGCAUAAUGGUCUAAUGAACAUGUAGAUCAAAUACUCUUAAUUAUUGAUUGAACUGAAUACCAUUUGCACUGGAGAACAAGAUGUCAACAUUUAGAUUUUUAUUUUCAAAACACUGAAGUGUAUCCAUUUGAGUAAUUUCCAUCAACAAAAUUUUUAAAUGUCAUUAAACUCCAGUCACCACUACUGAAAUAAUUUGGCCAUCCCUUCUCAUCUUGAGAGAUGUGUAGUGGGAUGCUGAUUAAUGGUCAUUAAAAUUUAGUAGUGUCAGGACUAAAAGGAAAAUUGAGCCCCUUUAAUAAUUUUGUUAUUUGGACAUGAUCUUGUGCAUUUGAAUGAGAAAACCAUUGUAUGUAAUUGUUGGAUUACAAUUAUGGCCUCAAUUAAUUUGAAAUGUAUCACAUGAAAUAAUUUCAUGACAAAUCUGAAGAAGUAAAAAAUAAAUUAAUUUAAAAACUGA
This is a messenger RNA of Phascolarctos cinereus (koala), 4834 nucleotides long. It is a transcript of the gene RAB23, whose product is annotated as RAB23, member RAS oncogene family. NCBI's taxonomy places the organism in Eukaryota, Metazoa, Chordata, Mammalia, Diprotodontia, Phascolarctidae. Gene Ontology annotation, molecular function: GTPase activity; GTP binding. The record is from RefSeq and is a predicted model, not a curated record.